Olea europaea var. sylvestris is the source of this 2554-nucleotide messenger RNA. RefSeq names its product solute carrier family 40 member 3, chloroplastic. Gene Ontology annotation, biological process: iron ion transmembrane transport. Lineage: Eukaryota; Viridiplantae; Streptophyta; Magnoliopsida; Lamiales; Oleaceae. Gene Ontology annotation, cellular component: membrane. Gene Ontology annotation, molecular function: iron ion transmembrane transporter activity. The coding region runs from base 349 to 2121 and encodes 590 amino acids. The transcript is spliced from 14 exons. The record is from RefSeq and is a predicted model, not a curated record.
CUCGGACUACCAUUUCCACUUGCGGAUAACACAAGAAAAUCUAUACCGCAAACAUAUGGCAAUCCUUAUAUAUGAACUGAACCAACAUUAGUACCCACAGAAUAAGAUUCUCACUAUCAUUUUCUAUGGGAAAAAUUAAUGUUCAUAUAUUACCAAUUCUUCAGUUGAUUGGGAAAAGAAGGCUGGAUUUUCUGGAACUGGGUGGAGGAACAGAGGAUUUGUGUAAUCUGGAUUCUCUUCAAUCAGCUGCAUGAGUAUUAAUCGAGAAGAAGAAGAAUUAGUAGUAUUAGUUGCAGAAAAAGAAGAUAAUUUGUUGGAGAAAAUUUCAAUUCUUAGUUGUAGAGAACCAUGGGUGUGGCUAUCUUCGCUCACGUCCAGCCUUCUGCAAAUGUCUUCAGCCUUCGUCAGAUUCAUUGUUCAUCGUCUUAUCUUCGAAUUCGCCCUAAUUUCUUUCCUGGUCGACGAUGGUUAGAUCCCAAAUUUCCCUCUCCCAGGCUUCACUGUUUCAGUUUAAGGUGUUCAUUGACCAAUACCGAUGUCUGCAAUUUGGUUGCAACUGAUGAGGAAGACCAUGAGGUUACCACGUCUGCUGAUUCAAAUUGUCCAGUCCCUACUGUUCAUUACAAAUGUGAUGCUUUGGAGACUGAAGCACUGAAUUUACUUGCUGGGGGCACUUAUGCGGACACUCUUUUGACAACAUUGCCUGUCCUAUCAGAGGAAGAGCAGAAUGCUAUUGCUGCAACUCCUGCUCAUCCGGCAGGACUCUAUGCUCUAUAUGCUAGUUGCUUGGCUGGGAACUUGGUGGAACAGCUUUGGAAUUUUGCUUGGCCUGCUGCCAUUGCAUUGCUUCAUCCAAGCCUUCUUCCUGUGGCUGUCAUGGGUUUUUUUGCAAAGCUUGCAGUAAUUGUUGGGGGCCCUCUGGUUGGCAAGCUCAUGGAUCAUUUUCCUAGAGUACCUGCAUAUAAUUGUUUAAGUUUUGUUCAGGCAGCUGCUCAAUUGUUGUCUGUUGGAAUGAUAAUUCACGCUCAUGCUAUUCAUCCAACUUCUGUGUCCUCUGUGCUAGUCCAACCUUGGUUUGCUGUACUUGUAUUAGCUGGGGCUAUUGAGAGACUUUCUGGACUGGCUCUGGGGGUUGCUGUGGAGCGUGAUUGGGUUGUCCUGUUAGCUGGGACAAACAGACCAAUUGCCCUUGCUCGAGCAAAUGCUGUUCUUAGCCGAAUUGAUCUUGUCUGUGAGAUUGCAGGAGCAUCACUAUUUGGUAUUUUCUUAUCUAAACAUGAACCAGUGACGUGCUUGAAGCUUGCUGCAAAUUUGAUGAUAUGGACACUGCCUGUUGUGGUUGUUCUCACAUGGCUGACCAACAAACUUUCUUCUGGAGUCCUGGACCAUGCAAAAUGUUCGCAAACCAGUUUCAGUAGUUCCUCUGCUGAAACUGUCCCAGAUGCUCAGAAUAUAGUGGGUAUGAGUAUAGAAGCUAUCCAGAAUGGGUGGUAUGAAUACAUACAACAGCCGGUUCUGCCAGCCAGCCUUGCUUAUGUGUUACUUUACUUCAAUGUUGUCCUCGCUCCUGGUGGUUUGAUGACAGCAUUCUUGACACAGCACGGUUUAGAACCUUCUAUUAUUGGAGGCUUUAGUGGAUUAUGUGCUUUUAUGGGAGUUGCAGCUACAUUUGUAUCUGCAAAGAUGGUCAAGAGAUUUGGCAUUCUAAAGGCCGGAGCAGUUGGCCUGAUAUUUCAGGCUUCACUCCUUACCGUUGCCGUUGCUGUGUACUGGAGCGGAUCUCUUUCUCAGCAGAUUCCACUUCAAUUCUUCUUGUGUUUAAUUGUAUUAUCUAGAUUGGGACACAUGUCCUAUGAUGUUGUAGGAGCACAAAUUUUACAAACCGGGAUCCCACCAUCAAAAGCAAAUUUGAUUGGGGCGACGGAGGUUUCAGUUGCAAGUUUGGCAGAGUCAGUAAUGCUCGGGGUUGCAAUAAUUGCAAAUGAUACUUCAGGUUUUGGAUUUCUGGCAAUGCUCUCACUUCUAUCAGUAGUUGGAGCAGCUUGUUUAUACUGUAGAUGGUUGAAGAAUCCAACUGAUACACAAAGGAGUCUCUUCUCGUUUGAGCCUCAGAUUUCAUAGUCUGCAAAGGUCUAAUGUAACACAAGCUGACUGAAAAGAAGAUUUCAUACUGUCUUAUCGAUACAAAUGAAGCCCAGCUAUGCUUUUCAGUCACUCGGUUCGGAUUGUACACUUUGAUGUGAAAUCCGACAGCAUGCAUUCUACACCAUUUCCCCCGAUGAAAAAUUCAAGAUGGUCCGUCGCUAUAGAUUGGGGCAAGCUGUGUGCAAAUACAUUCAAACACUGUGUCAAGCAUUUUUAUUGUCGUUCUAGUCUAGGCUGUUACACAACAUUUGGUAGAGAGAGAGAGAGAGAGAGAGAGAAGUGAUUUUUGAAUAAUAUAUUAUUUGUGUAGAUGGCAUAUGUGAACUAUAUUUGAGAGAUUGAGCCAAGAAUUCAUAAUGUUCAUUUGCAUGAAGACGAUAAAAUUUGAGGGCAAGUUUGAUUUUAAUUA